CCGCGAAAGCGCGGUGCAUGCUGGGUAUAACUAAGCAGACGCCAUCUUCACCGGUGGAGGAAGAAACAACAUAUUGUGGAGAGUUUUCUCCUCAGAAAUCACGAUUUUGUUGAAUAUCCGAUCUUUUCACGAACAGGAAACUUAGAUGGUGUUCUAGAGAUGGCGUUGGACUUCAUUUCAGAGGCGGACUCGCGAUUCUUCGCCGACAACUUGCUGUCCAGCGAGGACUGGGAUGAUGGCACACUGUGUAACAUUGAGGACCUGCCCGACAUCAGUGACUUCGGCAGUGCAGACGAUCUCUUACAGAGGAUACCUGACAUAGAGUUUGAUGACUUGCUGGGGGGCAGGUCUGACCUGUUGGACGGCAGGACGGACCUCAAGCUGUCUGAUGGGUUCAAUGACCCCUGGCCUGACAUGGACGUCGGCCUCGACCAAAAUGGUUUCCAAGAUAUCCAGGUGAAGACGGAGCCCCUGUCUCCCGCCCCCUCCUCCUGCUCCGACUCCUCAGGGGAGGGAUUCUCAAACCAGAAGUAUUUUGACAACCCCCAGAUGUCCCCCCAGAACGGCAUCGUGGAGGUGAAGCUGGAAACCCCUCCCCUGACCCCCGGGUCCCAGAACCCUUCUCCCCCACCCCCCAUGUCCCCCUACCAGUGUAAACCCACCCCCAUCGUGCCCAAACCCGCAGGGGUGCCCAUCAUCACUGCACAGCCCACAGGUGCACAGACACAGCCCAGUCUACAGGACACACUACAGAACCUCAAAGCACAGACUCCAGGUCAACCCAUAGUCCUGACACAGGCAGAGUUUGCCAGACUUGCAGCACAGGGGCUCAUCAAGCCAACCAAUCAGCAGGCUGUUACCACGACAACGACCCAGCAACCUGCAGCCACGCUGACCAAUCAGCAGCCAGCCCCAGCUCCAGUCCAGGUGCCCCCUGCCAAGCCUAUUGCACCUGCCAUGUCCAACGCCUCACUGGCCAAUGGCAAUGUAGAUAUGAAAGUGCUGAAGCGCCAGCAGCGGAUGAUUAAGAACCGAGAGUCGGCCUGUCUGUCCAGGAAGAAGAAGAAGGAAUAUCUGCAGGGUCUUGAAGACAAACUCAAGGCUCUCGGACGACAGAACGAGAAACUGCGCCAGGAAAACACUUUACUGAAGAAGAGAGUAGACUUUCUUAACAAUGAGAAUGAGAGACUACGGAGUUCAAAGUCACUCUUUGGCAGCAAACAGACCACUGUUGCCAUGGCAAUACUGUUCCUGGUCUGCUUCAAUCUGGCACCUUUAGCUACAUACAGUUUGUUCAGAAGAACAUCAGACCCAGAGAUAGGAGACAUGCCCAUCAGACAUGCGCGGACACUCCUGCAGUUCUCAGAAGACGGUAACAUGUACUCCCAGGACCCUGACCAGACUAACGACUUCAGGUACAGUGCUCCCCAGGAGGAUGUGGUUCCUGGGAAUGAGAGCAAACCUGGGAAGGAGAAGAGCAGGAGCAGCAGCUUGAGUGACAAGGCCCUGAUGAUUCUCCCAGAAUUCCCCAAACCUGGAGGGAGUAAACCUGGCAUAGAGGAGAGAGUUCUGCCGUCAUGUCCACUCUUCAACACCACAGACUCUAUCAGGUUGGCAGACGAGCUGACCGGCUGGCUGGCAGGCCUGCACAAACAGGAGUUCAAGGAGAAGCAGAAAACCAAGAAGAAGCCUCCUCCCAAGAAGAAGAGGCCUGCAGUCCACAGGUCCCCCAAGCGGUACCAGAACACCCACCUGGCCCUGGCCCCCCACCCUGAUAACGAGGUGUACGAGGUCCAGGUGUUUGGCGGGCCCGACCGCAGCUACCUGGAGUUUCUGGAGGCCAUCAACAGGAGGGAGGACACCUUCUACGUCGUCUCCUUCAGGAAGGACCACCUCCUGCUGCCAGCCACUGCUCACAACAAGACCAUGAGGCCACGCAUGUCCCUCCUCAUGCCUGCUGUCAAUGAAACCCUGCUGGACACUCCCCAGGGCCACAUGGCCAUGAUGCAGAUUGACUGUGAGGUGAUGAACACCCAGAUGAUCCAGCUGAAGACAUCCAACAUCCCCGCCUAUCUCCGUGACAACGCCACCUACGCCGUCCCCUCACAGAACAUGGACCCCAAGACUGUCCAUGUGCAUCCUCACCCAGAAGGCACCAUUCCUCCUCACUAGCCAAUCAGAACACACUGUAAAAGUCAACAGCCAAUCAGGGGUCUCCUUGUGAAUGUACCCAGCCAAUCAUAAUUCACAGUGUUGUUGUUGGCUUGGGUAUAUUCUCAAGGAUGACCCUGGUUGGCCGUUGCUCAGCCAAUCAGGAGCAUUUGUAUAUGUUCCUAGCCAAUCACAAUCUACAGUGUAACAGACUGACCAAUCAGGAAGAGCAGCAACUUCUUGCUGGUUUAAGAGGUUUUGCUUGUUCCCAGUUAUACAGAGCAAGUCAUUUGUAAGAAAAAGAAGAAGAUAUUGUCAAGAAAAACAAGCGGUUUGUACUUUCCAAGCAAAGGGAAGACUUUUAUCCCAAAGAUUUUGUUGAAAUGGGAAAGUUGUGUGAGAUGUUGAAAUGACUUGAGAGGUAUUGAGAGGGAUAAAAUGAACUGUGGUAGCUAUUUCCUGCAGCUAUUUUGUGUGGUAUAACCACAUUGUUGAGAAAAGUACAAGCAAAGAUUUUAUACUUAUUAUGUAAGAAGGAUUUCAUGCUUGUAAAAUACCAUGCAUGUAUACGUGGGGGGAUGGGGGGGGGUGUAUUUUGGGGAAUGGUGGACCAGGGCAUUGUUGCAAUAGUAGGUGGCAGGAGAGGUGUUCUUGUAGAACAAGGUGGUGCAUUGAGGAGUAUUGCAGUGUUUAACAAGCACAAACUUCUGCAAGACUCUUUAUGCUGUUUAAAGCGUCAGAGGGAAGAAAAAUGUAUCAGUAAAAAUAGAAAAGAUGACAAAAAAGAUAUAAUCCGAAUAGAGGACAGUUUCUACAUGAGGUGCCAGAUUUGGGCACAUUUUCAUAUUUUUGGUGUUAAUUUUUAUACUAUGUCAAUUUGUGUUUGACAAUCUUAAAGCUCUGCACAUUUUUCAGCAACCACAGUAGAGCAUUUCUGUUGUUUUUUAUUUAGCCAUUUUGUUUUGCACAUUGAAUAUCUCACACACAUUUGAAUGAAAGAUAAGAGUGGAAAGAUCAACCAAACUAGCAAAGAGUUGAAUCAGAGUUGUACAUAUCUUUACUAUGCCAUUCUAGUUGUAGCACUUUUUUUGCUGCUCCUUAUCAAAUAGCCUCCACUGUUAUUUUUAAAAACAGUACAGUCAUGUACUUAUUAAGGGGGCAGUUUGUGCAUUCAUGUAUUAUAUCAGUUGUAGAAACUUACAAAUGUAUGGGUGUGAGAGGAGGUGUUGGGUGGUUUAUGGUUAUUGUUAAGUUGCAGUAAGGCAAUGAUAAGAUGCUUUGUUUUUGUGAGAAAGGAAUGAGGGGAGGGGGGUAUUUAUUAUUGUGUGGAUGGGUCUUAUGCUUGGUUAUCAAUUUAAUGUUUGGCAUCUACACUAUUUCAAUAGCUGGUACAGUAGAAGCCAGUUAAUUGCACAACGAAUAAUCGCACACUUCUGUUAAUUGCACGUGAUCCCAAAAUUCCGUGGUAGCGCGGUCCAGCUUAAGAACUUCGCUUUGUUGCACCAUUCGGAUAAUUGCACGAAAAUCACUGGCAAAUGGGGUGUGCAAUUAAGCAGCUUCUACUGUAUACAUUUUGGUAGUUGAUGCCCAACGCUUAGGUGAUAUGUGUAUUCUGUAAUUGAUUAAGUUGUAUUUCGUGCAUUUAUGAUUUUGUCUGAUUUGUAUUUCUAGCCAAUAGCUACCAGAAGAUCUUGUUACUUCUUUGGAAGGAAAAUUUAUAAAGCUAAGAGUCUGUUACACAGAAAGGGGCUCUACAUGUAAGCCAGAAAUUUUCCUUGAAAAAUAUGUACAUAUUUUAUUAUGUCAAGGCUAAGGCAUUACAUCUUGAUUGAAUUUUUACACACAUUUUGAAUGUGUUUGCUAUAAGUUGUGCAGGAGUUCGGGUGAUUUUCUUUUGGGUCCAGGAAAAGGUAUUUCUUUUUCCUGCAGCAUGUUGCUUAUAUGCAGGCUUGAUGGCUUCAACUAUUGUCACAUUCCUACAUUUUGUCUAAGGCAUGUUUAAAAAGGUGAGCAGUUUAUAUCUAGUCAGCAAUAGUAAGUAUUGAGCUCGCAUGUAGUUGUAGAUGUCAGAAAGAACGAGGCUUGUUGUUUAUGGUGCAAAGAGAGCUUGCCAAAAAAGAAUGAGGGAAAAGAGAUGUAAAUAUUUCAAUAAAGGUUUCUACCUUGGAGUAAAAGA
This is a messenger RNA of Branchiostoma floridae (Florida lancelet), 4327 nucleotides long. Its product is annotated as cyclic AMP-dependent transcription factor ATF-6 beta-like. The transcript has 15 exons. Gene Ontology annotation, molecular function: DNA-binding transcription factor activity, RNA polymerase II-specific; RNA polymerase II cis-regulatory region sequence-specific DNA binding. Gene Ontology annotation, cellular component: nucleus. Lineage: Eukaryota; Metazoa; Chordata; Leptocardii; Amphioxiformes; Branchiostomatidae. The record is from RefSeq and is a predicted model, not a curated record. Bases 160 to 2172 code for a protein of 670 amino acids. Gene Ontology annotation, biological process: endoplasmic reticulum unfolded protein response; regulation of transcription by RNA polymerase II.